AUGUUACUGAAAAUAGCUGAACCACUUGCCGAUGAAACAACGAGCAAGAGAAUUCUAAAGGAAGUAAUAAAGGCAGAUACCAAUCUGAUAUCCGGUAUAAAAGCAUGCACUAAGCAAAUCACAGCCAUUGAAUCCAAUAAGUCCAUUUUUGUCAUAAAUGGCACUACUCAGCCUGCUGAUCUGGUAAUGCACCUUCCUGCACUAUGUGAAGAGCAUUCUAUCCCGUAUAUAUUCGUAGAAGACAGCAAAUGG
Molecule: messenger RNA, 252 nt
Organism: Enterospora canceri
Lineage: Eukaryota; Fungi; Microsporidia; Enterocytozoonidae
Source: the annotation of a GenBank genome assembly